Gloeophyllum trabeum ATCC 11539 is the source of this 1599-nucleotide messenger RNA. RefSeq lists its product as uncharacterized. Gene Ontology annotation, molecular function: nucleic acid binding; RNA-DNA hybrid ribonuclease activity. The transcript has a single exon. The record is from RefSeq and is a predicted model, not a curated record. The coding region runs from base 1 to 1599 and encodes 532 amino acids. Gene Ontology annotation, biological process: DNA replication, removal of RNA primer. Lineage: Eukaryota; Fungi; Basidiomycota; Agaricomycetes; Gloeophyllales; Gloeophyllaceae.
AUGCACCGGCGAAUCGAGAAGAACAGACAAGCCCACACCUCACAUAGCGGGAUCCUGUUUGACCCCUCAGUAACAUCAAGGGACUCCCUUGCUGACUGUUUCCGGGUGUUCUUGGAUCUCAGGAAGGUAUCCUACUACCCAGCCUACCGCCUCGAACGACCAGCAGCUGGCGUCCAUCUAGAACAUGAACACCUGACGGUCCAUACCAAUGGCCACUGCAUCCACAGGGGCAAAGCAAAUGCAAAAACAGGCAGCGGUGUAUUCAUCAGCCCCGAAAGCCCCUACAACCGCUCCAUACGCCUCGGAGGACCAGCCCAGUCCACCCAGGCAGGGGAGAUAGCAGCCAUUGUAGCCGCACUCCAGGUGAUACCACCCUUCACACCUGUCACGUUUGCCACAGACUCACUCCACGUGAUAAAUGGGCUCACCAAGAACCUAAACCACUGGGAAGACAGUGGCUGGGUUGGGGUCUCAAACCGUAGCCUGUUCCAGGCGGCAGCCUACCAACUUCGACUUCGGUCUGCUGCCACGUCCUUCUCUUGGGUGGGGGGUCACAACCGAACACCCAGCGGGGCAGCCGCACAUGACCUAGCAAAACAAGGAGCAACAAAAACCGAACCUGAUGAGCUCGACCUCAACGUACCCCCGGCUUUCAACCCCAAAGGCAUGAAACUGUCAUGCCUCACCCAGACCCUGGCCUACCGAGCCAUCCGCGAGAGAAGAACCCAGGACACAGAGCCACGUACCAAGACAGCCCAGAAUAUCUCCCGAGCCCUGGACGCUCUACAAGCUGCACUAGGCACUGACGAGACGGAAGCACAACUGUGGCUUGCCUGCCGCAGCAAGAGCAUACAACCGUUAGUACGACAGUUCACCUACAAGAUAUACCACGGCGCGUACCGUAUUGGGGACCACUGGGAGCAAAUCCCUGGCUACUCAGACCACGCACCCUGCACAGUAUGCCGGGAUGUCCCCGACAACAUGGACCAUAUCCUGACAGAGUGCAACACACCUGCCCGUAAGAUAGUCUGGCUCUUAGCCCAAGACUUAUGGCCGGCCAAGAAUGGCCCAUGGCCGUCCCUCGACUAUGGAGCCAUCAUCGCCCCAGGUACCCUCAAAGUUUACAAGCAACUUGAAAGGCUGCGCCAGGAACGGGGGCCCAACCCAGCCCCGUGCGAAGCACGACAACUCCUCCCUGGGGCCUCCCGCCUCCUCCAAAUAUUAGUAUCGGAAUCAAAGCACCUGAUAUGGACCCUAAGGUGUGAAAGGGUUAUAAGGGGGCACACACACUCCCCGUCCAACAUUGUCCGCCGCUGGACGACGGCCCUAAACCGACAGCUUAGCAUAGACCGAAUCAUUGCAACCAAGCUGCAUAGAUCCUCAAAGGCUAUACGACUCAUACUACGCACAUGGGGAGGGACGAUAGCUGACGAAGACUCCCUCCCGCCCGACCGGGUCGGGCACAACGGGUUUUUAGUGGGUAUUAGAACGCCACGCCUCCUAUCCAACGGAGAAUCCAGGCGUACUCUCGAGUCCCACACUCCCCAGCGCAAGCUGGGGGUGCAUAAAGGCAUUUUAUCCCGGACCGGGUGGUUCUGA